Paecilomyces variotii is the source of this 666-nucleotide messenger RNA. RefSeq lists its product as hypothetical. Lineage: Eukaryota; Fungi; Ascomycota; Eurotiomycetes; Eurotiales; Thermoascaceae. The record is from RefSeq and is a predicted model, not a curated record. Bases 1 to 513 code for a protein of 170 amino acids. The transcript has a single exon.
AUGCCUUCUUCUUCUUCUCCUUCUCCUUCUCCCUUAUCAGAAAAAACACAUCUACCCACAUCUCCACGACGACUACUUAUCCCUUCUAAACGCACUCUUCUCCCCAUUCCAUUAUCAUCCUCAUCCUGCAAUCCUAGUGCAUAUCCUGCCGGGAUCCAGAUUCGGAAACCAGCUUUCUCGUCCGCUGUGCCUUCUUCUGAUCCUGCAAACGCAAACACAAGCACGGGUACUACUAGCCGCGACGAGUCCAAAGUAGGAGAUAUGCCCGAGCCGAUCGUUAUCGAAUUCGACUCUUCGCGUGCUCCGCAGCCGUUUCUGGAUCCGAUGGCGCUGGAAAAUGUGCGUGCUAGGGUUAGGAUGCGGGAGGAAGGGGAAAGGGAGAGGAGUCUCGGGACUGAGGCGGAGGAGGACGAAGAGGCGCGAAGGAGGCGGGAGCGGGAGGCGGAGUAUGGAGGGAUGGCGGUGCGAGGGAGGUCGAGGGCUGUUGCGGGGAGGGCAGGAAGGCGGCGGUAGCGGGAUGCAUAGGAAGGAUAGGCAGAGCAGGAUUUGGAUUGGAAGCAUUAGAUACUGUACUGAUGCCAUGAAUUUGGGGGUAAGAUGCUCUUAGAGGCAAAUACAUCAUGUCUACUAGUUAGCAGGACGCUGGUUAUAUUGUAGGUAAUCUAU